AAGGCCAAUUAGAUUCUAAUGAUAGCUUCAAAGAUGUUCCGACACGCAGUGGUUCUCGUUGUUAUUCUAUGGGGUCUAUGGAUACCCUGUGCUGUAUCUUACAGUAUAUCUGGACGAAUAGUUGGUGGAAAAAAUGCCAACGACAUAGACCUGCCAUGGAUGGUGUCAAUAAGAAGCUCCGGAACACACAUCUGUGGCGGAUCCAUCAUAAACAAGCGAACAAUUCUGACAGCUGCCCAUUGCUUGAAAUACGGUAAUCCGAAGCUAUUGAAAAUUAGAGUUGGUUCGAAGUACAAGUCGUCAGGAGGACAACUUGUUGAUGUGCAAACUGUGAGCUAUCAUUCGGACUUUCUAUCCUCGACUAUGGAUUACGAUAUUGGAGCAAUCCGAUUGGCGGAAGAUCUAGAAUUUUCAGACUCUGUCCAACCAAUUGCAUUGCCAGCUGCUGGUGAAGAUGUUGACGAAGGAGCUAAGGGUGUUGUAAGCGGUUGGGGUUACUAUACGCCUUUUGGACCCGAAGCUCAGUACCUGCAGUAUGCCGAAAUAACAAUGAUCAACCAGGCCACUUGCAACCGAUUGCUUCGGGACGAAUUGACAGAUCGGAUGGUGUGUGCCGGAGUCUUGACUGGUGGAGUUGACGCAUGUCAAAUGGAUUCGGGUGGCCCUCUGGUGGUGAGAUCAAAACUCGUUGGUAUCGUGUCAUGGGGCAUUAGCUGUGCUCUUCCAAACAAGCCAGGUGUUUACACAAGGGUCUCCGAAUUAGUGCCUUGGGUGGAGAAAUAUUUGAACCGUUUCGGUGAAACUUUAGAAUAAAAUAAAGCUCAAAAUAGAAGCAUAA
Molecule: messenger RNA, 838 nt
Organism: Episyrphus balteatus (marmalade hoverfly)
Lineage: Eukaryota; Metazoa; Arthropoda; Insecta; Diptera; Syrphidae
Product: trypsin 3A1-like
Exons: 1
Coding region: 19-813 (264 amino acids)
Biological process (GO): proteolysis
Molecular function (GO): serine-type endopeptidase activity
Source: RefSeq, a predicted model, not a curated record